ACUGAACAAGAAAUGGAUAAAGUAUUUAAGCCUCCAUUUAGUACGCUGCCUGUGUUGUCUUAUGUAAAAAAUAAAAAUAAAGCAAAUAUCAAGACAAAAAGUCAAAAUCCAAAAGGGAAAAAGAAAACGAAAGAAGAUAUAAUACCAAUUAUGUAUAAAAAUACAAUGAGAAUUAAAGUCAAGGCAGCAGAGGAGCAAGAAGAUUGUGUAGAUGUUGAAACGAUACCACGAGAUGAAAUACCAAUACUAGAAGCACACGAUGCAAAGAGUUUGUUAGAAAAAUUUGAGGCUUGCGAGAAUCCAAAUCCAUGCAAUAAAUCGACCGUUAAAAAUGAUCACACAUAUGACACGAGACCAAAUAAAAUAUGUCAAGUGACUCAAGAGUGCAGGGCUAACAUAUCGGAGAAAUCCGUUUCUCAAGCUUCCAAUCAACAGCCCUCAAUCUUAUCUAAAAAAAUAAUCAAUAAAACAAAGCUAUCAGAACGUAGAAAAACUAGUCCGAAAAUUGCUACGCUAAAUAUACAAAGUAAAAAACGUAAGAGUCCACGAAUGGAAGACAGAGUUAUUUCCUGUAACAAGAUUUUGAAAAUAGUUCCUACAGUAUCGAAUGAUGCUAAGAGUAGAACAGUCAGUAGAACUUUGGUACAGUUGGAUCACGAUUAUUGUAAUAAUGACAACUUUCGUACCAAGAGCUACAAUAGCAAUAAAACUACAAAACAUACAUCUGUAUUAAAAUCGAGCCAAAAUGAGAAUCCUGAUGGAACCAAUCAACAUGAAAGACAUUACAAUAUUGGUAGUUCAAAUGAACGAUGCCGCUUGGACUUGGUUAAUAUAUGUGAUGGUAAUGGAAAACCAGCAGUCUUACAAAAUAAAAUCAAAGAUAAUUGGCUCGAAAAUGAUCGUAAAGACUGUCAAAAAGAGACUCCUUUCCAAUACUCCCACAACUUAAAUAAUUCAUCUGUUAGAAAUAUAAAUAUUUCAAACGCGUCACCAACCGUCAAACCUCUUCUCCUUUCUAUUCGUUCACCUUUAGCUAGAAAAAUCAUUCUGCAAUCAAAGAAACAUGUAUUACCUAAAACGAAUAGUGUACAAACGAGUCCUAAAGUGCAAUAUAUUUCCGUAUUGAAGAAUCUCAAUCCACAAAAUAUAUCACAAUCACAGUUUUCAAUAAAUAAUUCUAAUGAAAAUAUGGUAACCACUAUGAAUAAUUCAAAUAAUGAAGUACAAAAUAUAAUUGAACAAAAUACUCAAAACACGCCACCGCAUGAAGAAGACAAGACAUCUCGUGUUAAAAUUAGUGUAUUAGAAUAUCGAAAAAGAAUACUGAACGAUAAAACUCGUAAUGACAAAUCGAUGACAGUGGAAGAGCCAUCUCGAACUAUACAAGUGGAUGUUUAUCAUGCUUCAACUAUGAAACUACCACUCAGACCUGAUCAAGAAAUAAAGGAUACAUUUUACUGUCAGAGAGAAAUUAUACCAUGUUGGAAAAAGGAAUCAGAUAUACAAGAAGAAAAAAAUAAGCCGAAACCACCUACUCGCAAUAUACAAACAGAAACGGACAAAAAUAUUUUUGAAUAUUUAAAAUCAGUAGAUGUUGAGGAGAAAGAGGGAGAUGCGAAAAUUAUGGAGACAAACAAAAAAAGGGAGGAAAGUACAAAGGAUAAAAAACAGAAAUCCUGCGAAAGAGUCUCUCGCAGUUUGAGUCGAUCUAGAUCAAAAAGCAGAAGCAGGAGUACGACAAGCGAAAGCAGUAGCAAGAGUAGAAGUAGGAGUAAGAGUAGAAACAGAAGAAGUAGAAGCAAAAGUGAAAAUCGAAGCACAAGGAGAAGUAGAAGUAAGAGCAGGACAGGAAAUAGGAACAGAAGCAGAAGUGUUAGUACAAGCACAAGCAGAAGCAGAAGUAGCAGCAAAGACAGGAGUAGCAGUAGAAGUAGGAGUAGGAGUAGGAGUAGAUCUCGAGUAGAUCGACGUAGCAGCCGACGAACAAUAAGUCAUCGCACGCGACGCAGCUCUGUCACCUCAACAAGCAGUUGGUCGUCUCCCGCAUCUAUUUCAAUGAUAUCAAAGCAUUCGUAUUCACGUUCUAGCUCUCGAUCCGACAUCCGAUCUAGAUCUAGAUCUAGAUCCAGAUCUAGAUCUCCCAAACGGUUUUAUUCUAAACGGUUAAGAUCUCCCUCGACUUCGAAUCUUCGAAAAAAUAAAUGGUCUAAUAAACGAAGAAAGGAUAGUAGGGAUCGUGAAAAAAGUUAUGAUAAAUAUGACAGACGCGAAAGAAGUUACGAUAAAUACGAGAAACGCGAAAGAAGUUAUGAUAAAUAUGAGAAACGUUCCUUAGCCAAUCGCCAUGCCAAUAGAAGUUAUAGUAGAUCACCGUUAGAUUCUUGUUCCGAAACUUACGAUGAUUGGCACAACAGAAAAAAGCAAAGAGAAAUAGAAGAACGAAGAGUGGUAUAUGUAGGACGUAUAGACGAAGGAAUUACCAAAUCUGAUCUACGUAAGAGAUUUGAGAUUUUUGGACCCGUUGAAGAUAUCAGUGUACAUUUUCGUGAACAUGGCGAAAACUACGGUUUUGUCACUUUUCUAUACAACAAUGAUGCUUACGAAGCCGUGGAACAUGGUAAUGACAAUCCGUCUUUACCCAAAUAUACUCUAUCUUUUGGAGGUCGCAGAGCGUUUUGCAAAUCCAAGUACGCCGAUCUUGACAAUGUAGAAGAUGGUGCCUCUAGAAGGAGAUCUCACAUAAAUGAAGACAUGUCCUAUGAUUAUCUCUUAAAGUCAACAGCAUAUAUGCUCAAAAGAAAAGUUUGACAUACGUAUUGUCUAAUCGUUUUAAAUUUAAACAAUAGUUUGAUUAUUAAAGUAAAUUUUUUAAAGAAAGAAACGCACUUGUAUCAAUGCUCAUAUACAGUGUGUUUCGGUGCUGCUCUUUUACUAUAACAAAUAAAAAUUAGAAAUAUCCAAUUAUAAAUACAUUAGGAGCAUUUGAAAUUUUUAAUUAUCCAAUGCUUUAUUCAAAUUGUUUAGUCUCAUCAGAUAUUUGUUUCCUCAGCUUGCCAAAUCUUAUCGAAUUUUCUGAAAAAAAAAUGAUACAUUUUAAUGGUUUUCUCAUUAUGCAAUAUAUCUGGUUAUGUAAAUACGGAUAAUUGAAAAUAUUCAAGUUACAAUCGCACUGAGCAGGUACCUGAUCUUGUUGCAUACAGAGAGUCUAUGUAGAAGAGAAUCGCCAACUAAUCACGUAAUCUUGAGCAAAAAUUAUUUUAGCUAAGCAGAAAGCCUAUUUAUUACUUCAGGCAAUCAUAGUAAAAGUUAGAUGAUUCUAUUGGCGCCGCUCUCCCUUUAGACUCUUUAGUUGAAAAUAAAUGAACUCGAUUCAUCAUGCUAUCUGCCUAUUUCUAGAAAGAAUGAUGUGACGAGAGGCAAAAUUUGCCUGAAUAUAUAUGUAUAUAUAUUAUAUUUAAAAUUUUCGGAAACGUUACUAGUAGUAGUUAAUGAAGGACUGGUUUAUAUAGAUUUGUUUUAAACGUUCUGUCUACAGAUUCCAUCUACAAUAAAUGCGGAUAUGCAG
Molecule: messenger RNA, 3565 nt
Organism: Trachymyrmex cornetzi
Lineage: Eukaryota; Metazoa; Arthropoda; Insecta; Hymenoptera; Formicidae
Exons: 10
Coding region: 13-2808 (931 amino acids)
Biological process (GO): positive regulation of transcription by RNA polymerase II
Cellular component (GO): nucleus
Molecular function (GO): transcription factor binding; RNA binding
Source: RefSeq, a predicted model, not a curated record